AUGUGCAAAGGGCAAAGGAAAGGUACAAAAAGAAAGCCUAAAGGGAAAGGCAAAGGCAGUCAGUCUGCCCGUAAGGCUCAAAAGCCCUAUAUGUGUUCAGAGUGUGGAAAAUGCUUUUUAAAAAAGGACCGUCUGGAGGCCCAUUGCACACGAUUUCAUACUGGAGAGAAGCCAUAUUGUUGUUCUGAAUGUGGUAAGCAGUUCACUUGCAAGAGCCAAUUUCAAACACAUUCUCGAACUCACACCGGAGAGAAGCCGUAUGGCUGUACUGAAUGUGGGAAGCGUUUCAAUAUCAAGGGCCAUCUUCACAGGCACUCUCGCGUUCACACCGGGGAGAAGCCGUAUUGCUGUGGUGUGUGUGGGAAACGAUUCUCUGACAGGCGCACUUUGGAAAGUCAUUCUACAGCUCACACGGGAGAGAAGCCGUAUGCCUGUACCGAAUGUGGAAAACGAUUCUCUUACAGAUGCAGUCUUCAGAAACACUCUUUGAUUCACAGCGGCGAGAAACCAUAUUGCUGUUUUGAAUGUGGGAAAAGCUUCGGUCAAGGAAAUUCUCCCCAAACGAGCGACCUGCGGAGACACUCUGCGAUUCACCUUGGCGAGAAGUCGCACAGCUGUUCAGAAUGUGGCAAAAAGUUCUUUUUCAAGAGCAGCCUUCAGACCCACCUAAAGGUUCACACCGGAGAGGACCUCUAUUUCUGCUCCGAAUGUUCUCCACGACAGGCGAGCGCGAGACACUCCUCAGUUCACACCGGAGAGAACCGCUUUGGCUGCACUGAAUGUGGCAAACAUUUCUAUCGGCAAAGCAGCCUUCAGAAGCAUUCCCUACUUCACACGGAGAAGCCAUACUGCUGUUCUGAAUGUAACAAACGAUACUCGCGAAUGAACCAGCUUGAGGCCCACAAGAGAACCCAUGCCAGAGAGAAGUCCUCAGACCCCUAA
Messenger RNA from Polypterus senegalus (gray bichir), 942 nucleotides. Its product is annotated as gastrula zinc finger protein XlCGF7.1-like. The coding region runs from base 1 to 942 and encodes 313 amino acids. Lineage: Eukaryota; Metazoa; Chordata; Cladistia; Polypteriformes; Polypteridae. The transcript has 3 exons. The record is from RefSeq and is a predicted model, not a curated record.